AUGUUGUUAAAUCCACCAUCCCAGACCACCACCGCCACUGCCGGCGACGAUGAAGACACAAACCCACCAAUGGAUUUCACCGAAAACAACUCUUUAACCUACCUAGCCGCUGGUAAUCCUUGUUUAGAUUUUUUCUUCCAUAUAGCCCCCAACACACCAUCCGAAGAUCUCACUGAACGCCUUCUACUCUCAUGGAAGCACAACCAAUUAACAACCCUGAAGCUUAUAUGCAAUCUGAGAGGUGUUCGAAGUACCGGAAAGUCCGAUAAGGAAAAUUUCUACACUGCUGCACUUUGGCUUCACAAACACCAUCCCAAAACCCUAGCCUGCAAUCUUGACAUUUUUGCCGAUUUUGGGUAUUUCAAGGAUUUGCCUGAAAUUCUUUUUCGAAUUCUUGAAGGCCCUGAUGUUCGGUCCAUUGCGAAGAGUGAAUGGGACAGUAAAAAGAAGGGUAAAGGAGGGAGUAGAGGUUUGUGUUUUUUUGGGAAGAAGAGAGUCCAUGGAGCGAAAUCUAGAAAGGGACAUAAAAAAGAGGUAGAGAAGAAGAGGAGUUUGAGGGCUAGAAUACCAAGAGACAAAAGGGUGGAGGCAAAUAUGGAGAAAGUGAAGGAGGAGAGAGAGAAAGCUAGAGAUCUGAGGGAGAAAACAGAGGUUGCCCAGGCCAAAAAGGCCUUCGAAAGGUACACUCGAGACCCAGAUUAUAGAUUCUUGCAUGAUCAGAUUUCAAAUCUUUUUGCCGAGCGUUUGAAAUCUGACAAUCAGUAUCUGAAUUCCGGUGAGACUAAAAAACUCAGGCUUGCGGCAAAAUGGUGUCGAACGAUUGAUUCAUCUUAUGAUAAUUCCAUUUUGAUCUGCGAAAACAUUGCUAGAAGAUUGUUUUCCCGGGAGGACUAUAUCGAAUACCAAGAAAUUGAAGAGGAACAUUAUGCUUAUAGGGUUAGAGAUAGAUUGAGGAAGGAAGUUCUAGUUCCUCUUCAUAAGGUUUUGGAGCUACCGGAGGUGUAUAUGAGUGCUAAACAAUGGGAGACAAUUCCAUACAACCGUGUUGCUUCAGUGGCGAUGAAGAAUUACAAGGAAAUCUUUUUGCGCCAUGACAACGAGCGGUUUAAGGAGUAUCUUGAAAAUGUGAAGUGUGGUGAGGCUACUAUUGCAGCCGGAGCAUUNACCGUGUUGCUUCAGUGGCGAUGA
This is a messenger RNA of Ilex paraguariensis (yerba mate), 1188 nucleotides long. The record is from the annotation of a GenBank genome assembly. NCBI's taxonomy places the organism in Eukaryota, Viridiplantae, Streptophyta, Magnoliopsida, Aquifoliales, Aquifoliaceae.